Messenger RNA from Lepisosteus oculatus (spotted gar), 3316 nucleotides. RefSeq names its product activin receptor type-1. The record is from RefSeq and is a predicted model, not a curated record. NCBI's taxonomy places the organism in Eukaryota, Metazoa, Chordata, Actinopteri, Semionotiformes, Lepisosteidae. Gene Ontology annotation, biological process: transforming growth factor beta receptor signaling pathway; protein phosphorylation; cellular response to growth factor stimulus. Gene Ontology annotation, cellular component: plasma membrane; BMP receptor complex. Gene Ontology annotation, molecular function: transmembrane receptor protein serine/threonine kinase activity; ATP binding.
AAUUGAAACAGUCGGUCAGCAGAUGGAGUAAGAAUGCCAAAACCUAAUCCAGACUCCUGUCCUGUUUGACAAACGUUGUGCAAAUAUUUGACACCGACUGCACUCGUUUGGGAGCCUGAUUAUAAUUACGAAAUUUGUCCCCUGCGUUGCUUAACAGUUCGAUUUUCAAUCCGGCGUAUCGGACAUCGCCUGUCUCCCCAGGUGUCUGCAGUCAGAAAGGGUAGAAAGGAAAUGAUGUGGUAAUGGUCUUCUAAUUACACUCAGUAGACAGAGUUUCAGGGCGACUUCCUCCUCCGGGAAGAUCCUUGCUCGCCCAGUUCGGGGGGAAAGUUUUUCGGUUACUCUUUUAACAUCGAUGAAGUUGACGGGGCAGAGGGACGGCGGCAGUUGCUCGGGUGAUGAAGUCGUGUGGCCUGAAGUUGUAGAAGUCCGUGGGUGAACUAGCAGCACAACGGCGAUGUUGAUACUAGAGCUGGGUAGCUCGCUUUUCGGAAAGACAACGGAAAAAAGCUGCAGCAGCACCCCUGAUUCCAGACCAAUGGCUAAAUAGCUCCACGGUGCUCCGAAAGAACUAAUUUUGACCUCCUGUCUUGAAAGCACGUCUUUUUUUUCGGGAUAAAGUUCUCCAGUGUUAGAUGGUGUGAUGAUUCUUCUGGUCCUACUGAUGCUGGUCUUGCCCUCUUCCAGCAUGGAAGAUGAAGAAGGGAAGCAGAGCACCAAGCUCUACGAGUGCGUCUGUGAGGGCAUGUCCUGUGGGAACGGAGAGCGCUGUCGCGGGCAGCAGUGUUUCUCUUCCCUCACUAUAAACGAUGGGACUUCGGUUUAUCAGAAGGGCUGCUUCCAAGUGUACGAGCAAGGGAAGAUGACCUGCAAAACCCCUCCAUCUCCAGAUCAAGCUGUGGAUUGCUGCCAGGGGGAUCUGUGUAACUUGAACAUCACUGUGGAGUUGCCAGUGAAAGGAAAGUCUCGAUAUGGGAAAGGUCUGAGUUACAGCGUGCCAACUCUCGCUAUUGUGAUCGUGGCUCCGAUCAUCGUUCUCAUCAUCCUGUCUGCCAUGGCGGUCUUGGUCUUCAAGAAGAUUCACCAGAACCAGGUGGACAGGCUAAACGCUCGAGAUGCGGAAUAUGGUACAAUAGAUGGGUUGAUAGCCUCAAAUGUUGGGGAAAGCACUCUGGCGGAUUUGUUGGAUCAUUCCUGCACAUCCGGAAGUGGGUCUGGCCUGCCCUUUCUCGUACAAAGGACAGUCGCUCGGCAGAUUACUCUUAACGAGUGUGUAGGUAAAGGGCGUUAUGGAGAGGUUUGGAGGGGCCAGUGGCAAGGGGAGAGUGUUGCAGUUAAGAUUUUCUCCUCCAGAGAUGAGAAAUCCUGGUUUCGGGAAACUGAGAUCUACAACACAGUGCUGCUGAGGCAUGAAAACAUAUUGGGCUUUAUUGCUUCAGACAUGACCUCCAGAAACUCCAGCACUCAGCUUUGGUUGAUCACUCACUUCCAUGAAAUGGGCUCCCUGUAUGAUUAUCUCCAGCUGACCACCCUUGACACGGUGGGCUGUCUGCGUAUGGCUCUGUCCAUUGCCAGUGGCUUGUCGCACUUGCAUGUAGAGAUCUUUGGAACGCAAGGGAAGCCUGCAAUCGCACACCGGGACUUGAAGAGCAAAAACAUCCUGGUUAACAAGAAUGGGCAGUGCUGCAUAGCUGACUUAGGCCUCGCCGUGAUGCAUUUUCAAGACACUAAUGAGUUAGAUGUGGGAAACAACCCAAAAGUGGGGACCAAAAGAUACAUGGCACCAGAAGUCUUAGACGAUACCAUCCAGGUGGACUGCUUUGAGUCCUACAAGAGAGUGGACAUUUAUGCCUUUGGACUUGUUCUAUGGGAGGUUGCCAGGAGGACUGUUAGCAAUGGAAUUGUAGAGGACUACAAACCUCCUUUUCAUGAUGUUGUUCCUAAUGAUCCUAGCUUUGAAGAUAUGAAAAAGGUUGUUUGUAUAGACCAGCAAAGGCCCAACAUUCCUAAUAGAUGGUUUUCAGAUCUGACACUAACAGCUAUUGCCAAGCUGAUGAAGGAGUGUUGGUAUCAGAAUCCAUCCGCAAGGUUAACCGCACUGCGAGUUAAGAAAACGCUAACAAAGAUUGACAACUGCCUGGACAAAAUUAAGGCUGACUGCUGAACUUAUCACCCCCCAGUGGGACUUUAAGGACUUUAAGAAAUAGAGGAGUUUCGCUUGGGAAGGAGAAAUGGGACCUAUCCUGGCACCGUGCUCUUAUAGAGGCACAUAUUUAUUUUCAACAUGCAGUGGGGGAAAUUUUGGCAUCCAAAGAUGGCUUAGCGGGCAUUUAAAUGACUGUCAGUAUAUUGGGGGAUCUUUUAUGGUUAUCCUUUUUUAUUAAUAAUUUAAUAGUCAUGUUCUUUGAAGAAGAAACUGUUACCUGGGCAUUGAAUGGUUGCUGUAGCGCUACAGUUCUUUGGUUUAACACAUUUCUGCAAAUCUGCUUUAUUUAGCAAUAUGGUCUAUGCUUUUCUUGUUAAUUGCACUGUCUUUGCAUUCCUUGCACUGUUACUAGUGCAUUUUAAAAACAACUUGCCAAAAAAUUGUAUAUCUUACUAACACGAUCAAGAAAGGACAAAUGGUAAUUGUUUUUACAGCAUUUCACUAGUGUUUACAUUGUUAGAUGGCAGGUUUUCUUGGUAUUCUUCAUUAAAUCUGUAAUUUAUUUAUUGCUAACAUUGAUUAGUUGUAAAAUCAUUCUGCUUUUUGACAUUCUAUUAAGAUGCCUUUUCUUCCUUCAUAAAAACACUACUUCCACUGCCUUUAAUGUUAUCUGUUACAGAUGUUUUUAUAUCUCAUUGCAAACAUUUCAUUAUGUAUCUAAUUUUAUAUUUUUUUAUUUGUUUUAUAAGCUUUACCAAGUACAAAUGCUAGAAAAAGCAAGUCAUAAUUUAUACAGGAAUGUGAAAACAUAUCAAAAAGUUUGUGUAAAGGUACAUGGUUAUUUUUAAAAUUAUAUAUUGUAAAGUCAACAAGAAACUGAACUAUUUUGGUUUAAUCAUUUUAUAUUCAGUAGUAAUUUCUACAAAUUAAAUAGAAUGUUUGCAACAAAGUAUACCAUUUGGCUACCUGUUUUCUCAUUUCUCAUCUAGUACUUUUGUAUGAUAAAAAUUGAUACUGUAGUUCUGUGUAUUAUCAGGCAUUGUUCCUUAAAUGUAUUUCAGGUUAUUAAAAAAAAAGUGACUUCGUAACUUAUAAAUGCUUAUAAGUUAUUACGAAACCGGAUUGUAAUUAAUUUGCCGGAUUUGUAAUAAAUAAAAUAGCUAAAAUCCA